Psammomys obesus (fat sand rat) is the source of this 1945-nucleotide messenger RNA. It is a transcript of the gene Cstf1, whose product is annotated as cleavage stimulation factor subunit 1. Bases 128 to 1423 code for a protein of 431 amino acids. Gene Ontology annotation, cellular component: mRNA cleavage stimulating factor complex. Gene Ontology annotation, biological process: mRNA 3'-end processing. The record is from RefSeq and is a predicted model, not a curated record. The transcript has 6 exons. Gene Ontology annotation, molecular function: protein binding; RNA binding. Lineage: Eukaryota; Metazoa; Chordata; Mammalia; Rodentia; Muridae.
CAUCGGGCGUUUGCCGGUCACACAACAGCACUUUGGGUUCAAGGCUACCGCGGAGGUGAUCAGCUCGGAGGAGGUGAAUGAGCGUCUUGAACGUGCCAUCAGGGAAACUGUCAUCAUCUUCUGCAGAAUGUAUAGAACCAAAGUGGGUUUGAAGGACCGCCAACAGCUCUACAAGCUGAUCAUUAGCCAGCUGCUAUAUGACGGUUACAUUAGCAUCGCCAACGGCCUCAUCAAUGAGAUCAAGCCCCAGUCGGUAUGUGCGCCAUCAGAGCAGCUCCUGCAUCUGAUCAAACUAGGGAUGGAAAAUGACGACAGUGCGGUUCAGUAUGCAAUUGGUCGCUCUGAUACAGUUGCCCCUGGCACAGGCAUUGACCUGGAGUUUGAUGCAGAUGUUCAAACAAUGUCACCUGAGGCUUCUGAAUAUGAAACCUGUUAUGUCACUUCCCACAAAGGCCCAUGCCGUGUGGCCACCUAUAGCAGAGAUGGGCAAUUAAUAGCCACAGGAUCUGCUGACGCUUCCAUAAAGAUACUGGACACAGAAAGAAUGUUGGCCAAAAGUGCCAUGCCAAUUGAGGUAAUGAUGAAUGAGACCGCGCAACAGAACAUGGAGAACCACCCAGUCAUUCGAACUCUUUACGACCAUGUGGAUGAAGUCACGUGUCUUGCUUUUCACCCAACAGAACAGAUCCUGGCCUCAGGCUCAAGGGAUUAUACUCUAAAAUUGUUUGAUUAUUCCAAACCCUCUGCAAAAAGAGCCUUCAAAUACAUUCAGGAAGCUGAAAUGUUGCGCUCUAUCUCUUUCCAUCCUUCUGGAGACUUUAUUCUCGUUGGAACUCAGCAUCCUACGCUUCGCCUUUAUGACAUCAACACCUUCCAGUGUUUUGUCUCUUGCAAUCCCCAAGACCAGCAUACCGAUGCUAUCUGCUCUGUUAACUACAAUCCUAGUGCCAACAUGUAUGUCACUGGCAGCAAGGACGGCUGCAUCAAGCUAUGGGAUGGUGUCUCCAAUCGCUGUAUCACAACCUUUGAGAAAGCUCAUGAUGGGGCAGAAGUCUGUUCUGCCAUUUUCUCCAAGAAUUCCAAGUACAUCCUCUCAAGUGGAAAAGACUCUGUAGCUAAACUCUGGGAAAUAUCCACAGGGCGGACACUGGUGAGGUACACAGGCGCGGGUCUGAGUGGACGGCAGGUGCACCGGACGCAGGCUGUGUUCAACCACACUGAGGACUAUAUUUUGCUGCCGGAUGAAAGAACCAUCAGCCUCUGCUGCUGGGACUCUAGGACAGCUGAACGCAGGAACCUGCUGUCCCUGGGCCACAACAACAUUGUGCGCUGCAUUGUGCACUCUCCCACCAACCCUGGCUUUAUGACGUGCAGCGAUGACUUCCGAGCUCGGUUCUGGUACCGGAGGUCCACCACUGACUGAGCUGGCCUCACCCUAGGGUUCUUGUCUCAGGACGCUGCCCUCCUCCCCGGGUCGUGCCACCGGCUGCAGUAGUGAGCAGUUCGCACCAUCUGUGGCAUUGUGUGGCCACCUGGCUCCUGCCUUGGAUAUGUGUGUGGAAGCUCUUUUUACCUUGCUGUAGAAUCGUGGUGGGAAGAGUUUGAAACAGACCUGUGCAGUCCUGUCACGAAGAAUUCGGUGUGCUUCCCACCAGCUUAGUAAGUGCAGGGCUUGGCAUGGCUUCUGUCUCAUUUCGGAAGAAGCACAGAAUACUGAAGUACUUCCUGGGCCUCAGGAAUCUCACACAGACUGCUGUCAGGUUCCUUUGUCACCUCUUGCACCUGUCCUGCCCCUCUGUAUUUUCUUUCCAGAUGCAUUUUGGCACAUGAGGUCUGCAGCUCUGAGGUCCAAGGGUUUUGUGCCAUGUGGAAUAACCUUUCAGGGCUCUCAGUCCCAUCCUGAGGUGACAUCAUCCUGGUAAUAAAGCUCAGAUCUACAACCUCA